AAGGCGCAUAAUAUGCAUGCAGCUACCUAAUAAAAGAAUUAAAACGAACCAAAACAAAAAACAAAACAAAAACAAAAAACUAAACGAUUGGGUUAUCCGGGAAUUAAUCUGAGUCGGUUUUAAUUUUUAGAUUUGGAAGACACCGGAAAGUGUUGCGUCGUCUGCAUUUGCGUUGUCAAUAUCAAGUUUAAUUCAUUAUGCCAAGAGUAGGUAAAAAAGACAAAGGUGGGCACAUGCGAGAGGAAAUAUCUGCAAAACAUAAACUGAAUUUAGACAACGACGAACCAGGAACAGAUAAUAGCCCUAAUAGCAGUCCUCUGAGAGAGGAAACUCCACUGGUUCCAAGACAAGGUAGAAAGAGAGAAAAUGAAGAGAACGGUGAUGAAUUUUCAUCAGAAAUGCAGAAGAUGCUAGAAUGUUUUGGAGCUGAUAUUUCAAAAACACUGGUAAGCAAAAGAAAGCGCCUUGAACAAUAUACUCAGAAUUCACUGAAGUGUAGCACCAAAAAGGUGGAGGACAUUUGGAAGAUGCAGCAGGCAGAAAGGCAGAAAUUGCAGGAUGAAUAUGUUAGACAAGUUGGCACAGUGUUUCAGCAGUGGGAGUCUGAUCUUGAGAAAUCCAAAGAACAGGAGGAAAAACUCAAUCAAAUGUUCAAACAGCAGCAGAAAAUGUUCCAGCAGGCUAGAGUUGUGCAAAGCCAAAGACUGAAGACAAUAAAACAACUGCAUGAUCAGUUCAGCAAGGGUAUCGAUGAGUUGGAAAAGUGUCACCAGAACCAGCAAUCAUCUGUCCAGUCAGAGCUGAAGAAAGAAAUGUCUCUUCUACAGAAAAAAAUUCUCAUGGACACUCAACAGCAGGAGAUGGCCAAUGUGAGGAAAUCACUACAAACAAUGCUGUUCUAGAAUCUUAUGUUGCAAAAUACUUUCAGUUAAGGGCACAUGUGACGUUUUUCAGUAAUAUAUAAUUUUUCGUGACAUAUCAGGUACAAUCUACUUGCAUCCAGUAUUUUGUUUCUACAAAAUAAUCUUUGAUGUGCAUUUUUCUAGGUUUGUUUCAGAGUUAGCCUAUUUUGAUAAUUCCUGGUUAUUUCUAGUAAAAAUGUAAAGUCAGCCCUCAUGUAUUACUGCUUACAGAAGAUUGUAUAAUCAUAUGAACAUUUAUACUUUAUAGUUAUUUUAGCAAAGGGGAGAAAAAUCUUUGGAUCAACCAGAGAUUGAACACGGGAACCUUGCAUUAAUAGUUAGGUGAUCUAACCACCGAGUUAAUCAUGUUUAUGCAUAUGAAGUAGAGUAAUAUUACUACAAUACAAAACCUAUUUAGGAAAUAAAUGCAGGAACUCGUGUUGGAAUGAAAAAAGUUAUUAAAAACAUGGCAGAAACGUUGCAUGUGACCUAGCUUAAUUAAAACUAUUGAAUUGUUAAAUCAUGAUGUUCCUCUGUUUAAGUUAUAAAAGUUAUAUAAAAUGUGAAUUGAAAUGUAUAUGGAAUAAAAUGGAUUUGAAAUUUA
Messenger RNA from Ostrea edulis (European flat oyster), 1506 nucleotides. RefSeq names its product synaptonemal complex protein 3-like. The record is from RefSeq and is a predicted model, not a curated record. Bases 198 to 902 code for a protein of 234 amino acids. Gene Ontology annotation, cellular component: synaptonemal complex. The transcript has 8 exons. Gene Ontology annotation, biological process: spermatid development; meiotic cell cycle. NCBI's taxonomy places the organism in Eukaryota, Metazoa, Mollusca, Bivalvia, Ostreida, Ostreidae.